AUCCUAGCGUUACGUUGUUACACUUCUUGUGUGAUUCCACCCAGCAGCUGCUUUCGCUAGCUAACUAGCUAACGGUAACCGGACAUCUUUCGUGUAGCGUUAGCGUCAUGCUGGCUAGCUUGACAAUAGCUAUCUUUUCGAUAAGGAAGUUUAUCAUUACGUUUCUGGACCAAAUCCCAACUUCUUUGACAAGGGGACUCUUGACACAAGUCUCAGACAGCUGGAGAAGUUGAAGCACAGCAGAGACCACAAAGCAGCUGGAUACCUACUGACACGGCGUGUGAAGGAUGUCUUCACCAUUAUACUACAGCCAAGACAGUGUUACUCGCUUCAAGAAAAGAAAAGCUCGUUUCUCUUUCAGUGAAGUGCACAUACUGCUGGAUGAAGUGAGGAAGCAUCGUAUGGUUGUUGUAGGUAAAUUUAAUCGUGGUGUGCCAACAGACAUAAAGAAGCGCACAUGGGCAGAGAUUACCGCACGUGUCAAUGAGAUCGGAGAGUGCCAACGAGAGAUCAUAGAAGUCAUCAAGAAGUGGUCUGAUCUAAAGUGCGACACCAAACGGAAAGUGGCUGCCAUGCGGUCAGGGACAGUGCCCAACAGGGGUCUCAACUCGCGUCUUUCCAGAGACCUUAAUCCGACAGAGAAGAUAGUUCUCCAGAUCCUGGAGAUGGAGGACGACGAUCAGAGCAUAGGGGACUUCGGCCCACUGGGAGAUGACGACGAUGUGCCAGAGGAGGAAGAAGAAAUGGAAGAGGAGGAUAUGAUCGGAAUGCAGAGUUCUCCUAAUGGCGGGUUGGACAUACCCCCAUCAACCUCAUAUAGCAUGAGAGACUCAUCACAGUCUGCCUUCGAUCUUCAGUAUGAAGUACCUCCAACAGAAGAUACUGAAGGUGCGUUUGGGGACUCAGACGAUGACCAAAGGGAUGACGUACUUCCCUCCACUCAGGCAGCAAAACCAACAGAGGAUCACCAAGGAAACAAUGGCAUCCAGAAACAAGGCCAUCCUCAGACGUCCUCGGGACCUUCAACAUCAACCACAGCGACGCUUCCGUUGCCAGGUCAGCCCUCACAGAACACAAGAGACAGCAUGCUACAUAAUGCAUCGCUGAGCCUUCAAGAGCAGCACGCCACUAACAUCCUGUUGGAGACGGUUUCACGCUCCUUGGAGCUUCUGUCUGAGUCGGUGCAGCAGCUGGCAGAGACUCAGCAGGAGUUUGUGCGCGAGUCACUGCAGCUCCAGCGGGAGACGGUGCAGGUUCUCAGAGACUUCACAGGCGGAGCCAUCGCUCUCAUGCAUGACAAACUGAAUGGACGGCCAGCGUUAUAGCAACAAAGUGUCAGACAGAGAUGUCAAGUUGUAUCACUGACUACGGUACAUACAUGACCUUCAGUUGCAGGAACCGUUCAGUUCCUGUGGACUUCACUGCUGGUGACUGUACUUUGUGAUAGUACUCAACAGACUUUCCGUGGUUAUAUUUUAAAACUGUAUUCGUAGAAACAUUGUAUUAAUGGAAUCACUGUCUGUGAGGUUACAUGAAAAUGGAUUGAGAAGAUAACCGAUGUUAGCCAAAAUGAAAUAACAUGUGGAGUUUGGUUUUUUUUGCUACUGAAAGUGAGACUUCUGCCACGCUGUUUUUUUUUUAUCAAGCAUACACCACAGUUAAAGCCUUUACAUUCUUUUAAUGUUGACAUGCAAAAGUCAGUCAGUCACAUCCAUCUGUGUGUCCUUGUAUAAGGUGUAGUUGCAUCAGUGUCUGGAGGUUAUCACAUGUACUGUAAUGGUGAGUGGAUUUCCACACCUGACCAUUAUAUGGUCUAUAUGUCUGAAAGCUAAGUUAGAUACUUUGAAAAUACUUGUAACUGAAUAAUUUGUGAUUGUCUGAUUUUGUUUUUCUACAUUGCAAACAUGAACACUUGAAUAUGAAAGUUUCAAUAAUUUCUUUUAGAUAUGGAAUAAAAACCCCUCAUGUAUUUGAACAGAACACAAGUGAUUUCCCUAGCUGAGUGUGUCAGCUUCAAAGUGUUGGGGUACAGAGACUGCAGGGGACUGAAAUGGUAUAAAUUGGAAUGUAAGAACACUGGGACUUUUAUUUUACGUUUUUAAGUAUGCAAUGAUAAAAACCAACAGCAGGUGUACACAUAUACAUAUAUAUUAAUAUAUUCCGUCUGACGGAAAAAAGUUCCCUAAGUUUUCAAAAGCUUAUUGCUGGGUGAUUUAUGUAAAGAACCAGUUCUAGGAGAAAAUGUCAUCUGAGGUAAUGAUUUAGAACAUUUCUGUGUAUGUUGUGAAAACGGUGCACCUCAAAGUCUUGUAAAAGUGUGGGAGUUUGGAUUAGGACUUCAGAAAUCCAGAAUGUUUAAAUCCAUCUUGAUUUGGGGGCUGCACUUUUGAUUCAAAGCAUGCAUUUUGAUAUCCUGCUGAUAAAAUGACAUGACAUCAUGGUAGAGUAUACAUUUCAAGUCUUAGAUUUGAAACUAUUAACUGCUGGAUAGACUGAUUUUCAAAUAGAAUGAGAAACCUUUAAACAACAGACCCACAAAUCCACUUCGUGCUCAAAAUUUACCCUCAAACAUGUUAAUGAAGCUUCAGCUGUUUCGACAGACUUUCUGAUGUAGGCUGGUUUACACAACAGUAAAUGUGAAAUAAAAAUUGCACGUACAAUAGACCUGAAAGGAUAAAGAUAUUCAACAUGUUUUUGUUAUUUUUUUGUCAAUAAGUACCAUCAAAAGACCAAAGCCGACAAUAAAUUGAUCAACUAAAGUGAUUAUCUAAAGAUAAUAAACCCACCUCACCCUCA
Acanthopagrus latus (yellowfin seabream) is the source of this 2796-nucleotide messenger RNA. RefSeq lists its product as uncharacterized. Gene Ontology annotation, cellular component: nucleus. The record is from RefSeq and is a predicted model, not a curated record. The transcript is spliced from 5 exons. Lineage: Eukaryota; Metazoa; Chordata; Actinopteri; Spariformes; Sparidae. Bases 288 to 1325 code for a protein of 345 amino acids.